GUUAGCUUGUAGUGAGUAUAGCAGCAAAGUAACGGGGCCCCGAGCACAGUGUGUUCAGUAUUGAAACGCAGCCCGCGCAAUGGCCGCCGUGACCUAAACGUUAAGUGUCAAUCGUCCUUAAUUUUACGUCUUAAUUCAAUACCACGCCCUCGAAUAUGUACGCGCACUCACCGGGUAGUUAAUCGGAACAUACCUAUCCUAUGGUGUGCCACGAGGAACACGAUAACUCUUUAAUGUAGCAAGCAGAACAACGUGAGAUCUCCGACUCGUGCUUGCUGCCAGUUCAAGCUAUACUAUACGCAAUGUCGUAUGCCCAGAAUAACAAGAAUCUUCUUUAAAUCCUCGAGUACGGUGAUACAAGUGAUUUACGUGCUUGAUAUAAUAUUAUCGAAAUACUUACCUGUGCCAUCAGUUCAGUAAAAUCUGCUGACAAAGUGAAAAUAAUUUGAAGAAACAGUCGGCAAGUUUUAUAACGCGUGCAACAAGUGGAUCCACAUUGAUAGUACAGUGACAAUCUUAAAUAUCUCGAUUCUCUAGAUGCCAAGUUCAAGGUGCAAACGAGAAGGACUGUCAAACAGUACAGAGUCAAGUUAAAUAUAUAAAUUUUUUAUCCUAAUAUAUUUCAACUGUGUAAAAUUUGAAAACUAUUAUAAAUUGUAGUCUUUGCUGUGGAUCUAAACUGAUUCGGUAAAAUUUAUCAGGAGAAGGUUCAGGAAAUUGAAAUAAAAAGAUCUAAAUAUAGAUAUUACAGAGGCAACGGUGCCACUGUUCUACAGAGUAACACGUGGUAACUAUCAGUUCAUAGUCAAGUUGAUGAGCAUAAAAAUUCAAAAGAUGUCCCUUUCAUUUUUCAUCGUGUAAUUCCCAUCGCGCAUCGGAGCUCAACGAACGAGUGAAGCGUACAGUGAAACUUCCCAUUGUUGUGAUGGUCAUGAGUAAGGAAGAGCUAAAACCACAUGGUUCGUAGAACGCUGAUACAUUUGAAUUAGUCAUUCGCAAGUUUUUCUAUAAAUUGACUAUGGCAGGUAAAGAUUUGUCCAGCAUGACAGCGACUGCCGAGUGCACGAUAAAUUCAGAGCCAUCCUGGUAUGUAAAGUUCGUCUCGUACCUGAAGAAUCAUAAUCGAGUUGCGCCAGGGAAGCUUGAGCUACCUGAUUGUGACUUCUUUAUCGUCGCGCCUAGAAGGACUUUACGUGUGUUGAAGCCACCGUUGAAGAGCGGUGGAUUUUAUGAAGCUUCAAAUGACAGACCGGAAUCAGUGAACGAUAGCUUCUUCGCUCGUUGGUCCAGACGGCCCCAUCCAUCAGGAAACUGCAGAUGCUCUUUUCGACAGUCAAGCAGGUUGAGCACCACCGAGGAGCAGAUCAUUUCCGCUGAAAUAAAUCGAAUAAGAACGAGUCUUUGCGAGGCGGAGAGGACUGGUCAGGAUAUCGAAGAACUGGAACAGAGGAUAUCAGUAAAUCUUGAGAACCUGAUUCCAGUCACCAGCGAGCCGAAAACUGAGUCCAGCGUCGAUGAGAAAUUGGCAGCAAUCGCUCAUGUGGGACCCGUCACAGGAGAUGAGGAAAUCGAUGGGAGAAUUAUAAAGAAUAAGAUCGUCGAAGAUCUGGAAAGGUACAUCAACGACCUCCUCGAAGAAAUUCUCACUGAUACUAUAAAGUUCAUAGCUGAAUCUGAGAGCGUAGUACGCAAGGUCAAUGACUGUUCUAUGAGCGUAUGCGUGAACCCGGAACAUUUGAACUUCUGCAAUUCCUUGGAGGAUGUUAACGAGAAGGACAGUAUUAAGAAGAUUGAUAAUGAGAAGCUUCCAGAAAUUUUGGAGGUCGAUAACAAUUCAUUUAAUAAUAUCAGUUUCGCUUUUCAUGGCGAUGCUGAUGUGAUCUCUGAUAAGGGAAAGAGUAAUGAGGAAGUAAGACCGGAAGGAUAUGUGAAUCAUGCUUUCCUUGGUUCGCCUAAUGAUCCUGAUUCCUUGGAUUUUUACUUGCAUAAACCAAUCAGGACUAACGUUAACUUAGAACAUCUAGACUGCGUGGAUUCGGGUAUCAACAGCGUAGAAACUGUAGAGUUUCAACCGGAUCAAGAACCUAGUCUCGAAGAGUCUCUCAUGGAAAUUAUAGAUGCAAAAUUAGGCCGCAGUCCAUUGCGAAAGAGUUGGGAGGAUUUGAGUGCCGAUGGAAAAAAUUCAAACGAAAUUAGUGAUACAGCCAAUAACGAGGAACCUCCAAAAUGUGAAUCUGUUAAAAAUACCGUAGAUAAAGAUACCUCAAAAUAUACAGAAACCAUACAUGAUGAGGAGGUAGAAGUUAAAAAACAAAUUAACGAAAAUACGAUUACACAGAAUGAAUCAAAUAAAAUUAAUAAAAUACCCGAGCGAGAUAAUAAUUCUACAAAUGAUUCGUGUACUAACGAAAGCUUUAAUGACUUGGAAGCUACUAAUGACCUGAGCUUCGAUAAACUCCGUUUGGAGCUACAGGACGAGAGAUCAUCCACAGAAGAAGUGCAACUACGAAACAAAAAUGGUAUCUCGAUCUUUAGAAAAAAAUUUAGUUUCAAUGAAUCGCGCAGAGGUCGCGAGGAUAGUUUGAAAAUUAAGUCUGCCAGCGACAGAAGACUGAGGAAUAGCUCGAAAUUCCAACAAGUGGAACUUGAUGAUUAUCGUAAAAAGUGGUCCGAGCCAGAAGGAUCAAAUUUGCCAAUUGAAAAUCAAAAUCCAAGGGACCUCGUAAUGUUCCGCAAGAAUAGAAAACCAACAAUAGUCUUUUUACACGGCUUUGGAUCGUCUGCUGAAGUUUUCAACCAUCAGCUCGAGUACUUCUCCAACCUAGGAUAUCCAUGCAUUGCUCCCGAUAUGCUGGGACACGGAAUGAGCUCAGCACCAGAUCGUUCCCGGGAUUAUCACUUUGAAAAAUUGCUAAGGGACUUGGACACGGUCCUACAACAUUACGCCUUCAAGCCGGGACAGAAGUGCGUCUUAGUGGCGCAUAACUAUGGGUGCAGCUUCGCUACGGCUUUGGCUUGCAAGUACGACAGCAACAUUCAUCAGCUUGUAUUAAUUUCUGGAGGUGGUCCCACACCGUUGGCACCGCCGAGUACGGAGAACGCAGGUCACUGUUGCCUUAGAACGGUUUUUGCGCCGCUUCUCAUGUGUGGACUUCGUCGUGAAAUUCUCUAUUCCGCCAGAGGUCGCCAACACCCUUAUUGCGGUCCCGAACAUGCAGAACAAUGCCCGUCACAUAUGAAGUAUGUUUUGGACGGUAUGGUCUGGCCGGAAGGAGAUUAUGUCUUCCAUAGAAGGAUUUGCACGCCGACUCUUCUCAUACACGGACUUCGUGACAACAAAGUGUCCCUCGUGCAGGAAUGCCAAAUGGAAAGAACUAUGAUGAAGGCCUUCCUCGAGGCAAUACCUGCAGCUGGUCAUUGUCCAAUGACGGACUGUCCUGAUCAAUUGAAUCAUAUGAUACACUGUUUCAUAGACUUGUGGAAGAACAAGAAGUGGUAACACGUGGUACGAAGUUAGAAAUCAAAAUGACUUUUAUACUAUUUCUCUUUUUCUUUCUCGGAAAGAAAAUUGUACGUUUAAUUGCAUUUACAGUGAGUGUUUUCUACGAUUAAGUUUCCCUUGUGCGACGCUUUAUACUAGACGGAGGAAAACGUUAAGAAUCGUGCCAAAAGUUUUUAGCGCAAUUGUUAUGAAAAUCACUGCCCAUCUUUUGCACAACCUUAACGAUCUUUCAUCCUCCUUUCUUUUACUCCACCUCGUCCCCGUUUGUUAAUAUAUUUUGUUGUUGAUUAGAGGCUAACGGGUUUUUGUCAUAUGUUUGUAAGUUGUACCAAAGAUGAUUUAUAUAAUGUUAUUUUAUAUAUUCUACGGCACCGGAAUAUAACUUAUUCAU
Cephus cinctus (wheat stem sawfly) is the source of this 3893-nucleotide messenger RNA. RefSeq lists its product as uncharacterized. The record is from RefSeq and is a predicted model, not a curated record. The transcript has 3 exons. Bases 1019 to 3499 code for a protein of 826 amino acids. NCBI's taxonomy places the organism in Eukaryota, Metazoa, Arthropoda, Insecta, Hymenoptera, Cephidae.